UUUUUUCAUAGCCAAGCACGACCUUUCAGUCAGCGUGGCGUAAGCCGAGUGGCAACCCUGUACAAAAAGGUGCUGUAUCGCGAGUUCACAGACGGUUCCUUUACUCAGGAAAAGCCCCAUCCAGCACACCUCGGUGUUUUGGGUCCAGUAAUCAAGGGCGAAGUGGGAGACGUGGUCAAGAUACAUUUCAAGAACAAGGCUAAUAGGGCUUUCACGGUUCACUCCCAUGGAAUAUUCUACAACAAAAGCGAUGAAGGGGCCCUUUAUGCAGAUCACAGCAGUGAUGAUCAGAAAAGAGACGAUCUAGUGGAACCUAAUAAAACUCAUCUUUACACAUGGAUAGUAACCGAGGAACACGCUCCAACCGAAGGGGACGGCGACUGUGUCAUAAGAAUGUACCAUUCUCACGUGAUGUCCGUGAAUGAUAUAAACACAGGCUUGAUAGGUAUUUCUGGUUGAAUUUAGCUAUACAUUUUCACAAAAUUUUUAACAAUCAGUUGUCUGAAAAAUACGUAUUUAUAUUUAAAAAGCGACGCACAAUAGUACACUAUCACUAAUGAGGUAUAGACCAGGGGCACCCAAAGACUAUGUUCUGUAAAAUAUCUGUCCGGAGAAGCAAAUAUUGUCCAGAAUUUUCUAUUGCUUGAGGACGGCUUUAAAUUUCCAGAUGACCGUUCCAUUCAUGUCCAACGUUCGAAACCUAUCUAAUAAAUUCCCUACGAUUUUCUGAGCUUAAUUUUUCACAUUUCACUCCCCUAGUAAUGCUGUUUUUUCGUAGAAAAAGGAAACCUAAAAUUUUCGGACUCAAAAACGUGAUUGAGGUAGGAAUCAGAAAAACUCUCAAUUUCGCAAAGCGAUAAACAGCAUCUAAAACUUAAUGAAGCCCUCAAAAUUUCGAAAAGACUCAAAGUGCCCUAGGAUGAUCGAACGGUUACAAAGUUUAUAGCGCCGAUUAGAAUGUAUUUCUAAAUCGUCGUUGGGUGCUCCUGAUAGAUACCCAUAUCCUGUCUGAGAAAGGCUCAACUCGAAGUGGUCCGUGAGAACGAAUGGGACUGAAAUCAUUGCCCACCUCAUCUGGCUUAUAACAAAUCUUCGAACCAAUACCUGAAUUCAAGGGUAAUACCCUUCCGAGAGUUAUUUUUUCCUGUCAUAAAUUAGCUUCGAUUUCGCGGCAAAACUCGUCCAUUGAGGCUAAUAGUAGGCGCAGUGGCUAAACUGUUUCGGUCGAGGUGGGGGAAAUUGUGGAAGAAACUCAACUGUUGUGCGAAAAAGAAAUAACCGAACUACUACCUAAGGCACAAAAAGAAUUGCAAGAAUCGCUUAAUCUAUUUGAAGAAUGAAUGCUAUAAUCUGCCGAGAACCAAGCCAACGGCUGUAAAACAGAAGUGUGUAACUGGGCCCUCGAUCCGUAUAAUCUUUCACAUCAUACUCAGCCUUGUCCAAUAAUUGUUAAUUAGAAAAUCGCUUGGUGUUUUUCCACAGGCCCACUACUGAUCUGCAAACGAGGAGCUUUAAUGGAAAAUAGCGUUAAGAGAAAAUACGUCGACAAAGAAUUUUUUCUUCUCAUCACCGAGAUGGACGAGAACAAGAGCUGGCUCCUGGAUGACAAUAUUCAAACCUAUUUUACUAAUCCCGAGGAGGCAAUGGCAAAUAAAUUUGAUCCGAGAUUUAAGGCAAGUAACAAGAUGGCAUCCAUUAAUGGCUACAUCUAUGGCAACCUACCUGGGCUGGAUAUGUGUCACGGUGAUACGGUCAGUUGGCACAUAAUAGGUGUUGGAGAGUUCAGUGAUGUACACAAUCGUAAGUAUCCUACGCGUCAUCCCACCACUAAAGUCCCAUAAAUAUCACCCAAUGUAAGGGAAUCCAAGACACUGAGUCUUCUGUAAUCCAGUACUUCCAAAGACUGAACUCUGGAUUUUUUGUCGGUGGAGCUUGGAUUCCGAUUCCAAUUCCGGAUUGCGAAUUCUUUGAGCUGCUUUCCGGAUUCCAAAGACUAGGAUUUAGCAUUGCAAAAGCAAACAUUUUCCGGAUUCUGAAUCCGGAAAAUAUUUGCCCCUUCUUGGGCAAAUUUUAGGUCUUUCUUAGGCGUUAUUCUCUAAGUAAUUCAUGUAAAAGUAUUUUCAACAUCAUGCAAUUACUGUCCCUAAAAUAUGUGACAGUGUAAAACUCGUCAUCUUCUGUAAUAUAUCAGAUUUUGCCAGACUAUAUUGUCAUAAUUGUAUUAUGGUUUAACUGGCAACAGCAUGUUAAGGACCUUUGAACAUCAAGAACAUAAAACUAUAGAACUAAGAUAGGUGUGUUCAUUCAGAAGAUGUAACUUUUUGAAAUAUUAACCCCCUGCGUCUUUGUCACUAAAAAUAACUUGAAGUGAUUAUUUGGAGAAUAAGUCCUAAACUUAGCCUGCAUCUACUUUGUUUACUAAUUAAACGGUAAAAAAAGCGUCAGAUCAGUAUCACCUCAGUUCCUGUUUAUACCAUCUUGUUGGCAACAGCAGAACCUCCACAGCUAUCGCUGCUGCAACAGACAUGUAGCCUUAAUUGCCUUCUCAUAGUCAUUGAUGAGAAGGCAAAACCCGAGGGGCAACCUCAUCUCCAGAGCUUUUCCCAUAGAAAAAUAAUGGGGCCCCCCUCCAAUAUUUUAGGCAGGAAGUUGCGGAAAAGGAUAUCAAUUCAAACGGUCUCUAUACAUUGAACAGCCAGCAGUGGUAUUGAGUCCUCCCAACAUUGCUUUGAGACAUUGACAAGAGAAGAGAUUCAAAUCGUGUUUACUCUGUCUUAACAUUUCUGCUGUUCUGUAAUGUCGAAGCCUUUUGUACAGCAUUUUAAACUUUGUCCCGUCGUAUUCUACAUUGCUUUUAUCUUGUGCUAAAAAAUCUGCCCAAUCAUUGUUGUUAUAAUGUUGUGACUCUUUCGCCCCUCAUUGGUCCAAAUGUUGAGACAAUAUUGACAUCAUUUUAAAUAGGUUUUAAACUUAAAGACCAUAGAUCUGAUUCUGAAGUGACAAGAAUUGUUGAUCCCUUUCUUACCGUAUAAUCUGAAAAAUAAACUCUGUUUACUCUAUUAAAAGCUUCGUUCCAUGGGCACACAGUCAAGAUCAACUCCCAUCGCCGAGACACAGCAAUAGUGCUUCCAGCCACUUUCUUGACAGCCUACAUGAAGGCGUGGAAUCCAGGAACUUGGUUACUGAAUUGCAUGAACAGCCACUUCUUUGAUAAAGGAAUGUCGGCGCUCUUUUAUGUCAAGAAGUGCGAGAAGAAUGUUGCCAUGCCAACCGUCAGUGGUAAUAGAACAAAAAUGUACUACAUAGCCGCGGAUGAGGUUAUGUGGGAUUAUGGACCAUCUGGUGUUAAUAAAAUGGACGGAAAAUCGCUUACUUCACCUGGAAGGUAACAACUUGAAAAAUAAAGCCCUUUUUUUAGAAAGAAAGACUAAAUAUUCAUUACCUAGGUGAAACCUAAAACAAAUGUACUAGUUAAUAUGGGGCGAUUUCCGUUUAAAAAAAAUUUCGGAAAUUCCACGUGCCCAGCGGACCCGAUCGACCCAAGCCACCGCGCGUUUAAUUAUUGUUUUCUUGUACAUUUAAGCCGGAUACAGUAAAGCAGUACUAGGGACAACAAUUUUGUCAAAUAGAAAGGAACAUUACGGUCCGACGUGACCGGUGAAAGUGGACCACCUUCAAGAUGCGUGCUUCCAGAUAUUCAGGUCAGACCCAGCCGGAAUGGUCCGUUCCCCAUUUUUUUCCUGAAUGAUGGGCUGAAUGGAGAGCGUACAUAGUUUGCCGAGAGAUAAUGGCAUGAAACUCUUACUCACUUAGAACAGCAGGAUUUCUCAGACUGAUGAUUGCUUGCUUUGCAGUGAUUCUGCUAAAUACUUCACCCGUGCUGAUAACAGAAUUGGAGAUAGAUACAAAAAAGCUAUCUUUGUCGAAUACACAGACAGAAAUUUCACUACUAAAGUAAAUCGAACAGCUAGUGAAGAGCAUUUGGGAUUGCUAGGGCCUACCAUUCGAGCGGAAGUUGGCGAUGAAAUCCAGGUGCUCUUUAAAAAUCAGGUAAGCAACUUUGUAAUGAAAGUUAAAACUGUCGUUUCAAAAUAAUGUAUGGCGUCUCCGUAUGAAAGUAGUAUAUGGUGAACCGAAAUAUCCCUUUUUGUUUUGUUUUCUAGCUGCGAGAUGAAGUCGUUUCGACAACAAACACAAAAAAAAUCAGCAGUUUAAUUUCAUAAUUUGUCAGCAAUAAAAUGUUCCAAUCUCAAGCAUGUUAAGGCAUGGCCCGUCCUUUGCUCUUAGACACUCCGCGAAGACAACUACUCUUGCUAGCAGACGCACUGUUCUUUUGAUCGUAACCACCACUAAGUCAGCAGAAAAAUUUUUGUCGUCUUUAAACCUUCUGAGGGUUAACAACAGAGGUCACAUGUCCGAUGACGUCAUAAAUAAGGAAAAAGUGAUGUCUGAAACUGGCAAUGACUUGUUGGGGAAGCCAAAUUCACAAGCACGCUGCAUUUAAGUAUAGAUGCCUAGAUAGAACCUGUGCCCCGAAUGGAGAAAAAUCGUAUUUCAUGAAAGAGUAAUUCAUUUAUUAAAGAGGUCACGUGGCCUAUUUUUUGAAAAUUACUCUUAAACGGUAAAAUGAAUUCGGUCAUUCAAGACAGAUUCUUUAAGGGGGUAACCAUUGAAAUAUGUUGGCGUUUCAACAUUUACCCGUUAUAUGUCAUCUCGGCGGCCCAUUUUCGCUUUUCACGUAAGAAAACUGUUACAGAUGUCCACAUGACGCAAAAAGUCAGAACUUAAGGUAAACAAUAAUUUAACGACAUCACGUUUUAUGUUAUUACCAAGUUUGAUGCUGUUAAGGUAUAUCUUGUUAUGCAAAUUAGGUUCUGGGUGAUGCCUUAACAUGCUUAAGAUCAAUUCAAAUCAUCUUAUAAGGUCAUUGCUCACGUCGACCUUCUCUCUCCUUCCCUCCCCCCUCCCCCCCCUCUCUCCCUCUCUUUAACAGGGGAGUCGCAAUUACAGUAUGCAUCCACUUGGUGUCUUCUACGAUAAAGCAAACGAAGGAGCUGGCUACAAAGGCACAUCCGGGAAUGAUACUACUGCUGGUGAUGCAGUUAUGCCCAAUCAAACAUUCCUCUAUAGAUGGACUGUACCAGAGGCUGUAGCCCCAACGGACGAAGAUCCUCCAUGUAUCACAUGGAUGUAUUAUUCCAGUGUUGACUCAACUAAAGACGUACAUAGUGGUAGGUAGAAUGGUUUGAGAUAUAGAGGGAUUACAACUCAUAAUCUAUGUCUGAUUUCCUCAAAGACGAACAAAGCAUUGAAUUUUUCAUUCCUUUAGUUUAAAUUUGUCAAAUUCGGUCAAUUAAUUUCAAUAAUUUUAUAAUUUCCCACGUAUUUUUGAUGUUAGCUUCCUUUCACAUUCUACAUUGAUCAAUAUGUAACUGUCACUGAUUAAAACGGGAGGUAGCUGGUGUGUUUUUUAAUACAACAAAUACUUGAUCUGCGUAUUUACCGUAGAUAAGAAAAAAUCGACCAAUAACUUACACUUCGAAAAGCACGCAUAAUAACCUGGUAUAACAAAGGUUUUUUCCUCGCUGUGUGGAAGGCAAAGUAAUUCAUUUUAAUCGGGGAGGCAAUCUUCCUUUCCGAGUUCUUUGGAACUACUAAGCAAUAUAUGCUAGUCGUGUAAUAUGGCCAUCAAUAGAAUAUCAAAUUAAAUUCGUUUCUUCUUUCGUGCAUUCAUUCAGUUAGGCUUUGUUUGGUUGUCUGUUUUUGUCUGUUAUGUUUUUAAUGUUUCAUAUUUUUCAAGUUAUUCAUUUGUAGACCCGAAACUCAAGGAUUCAACUUCUGCUCAAUGCUCGUAAACUGUGUGGGUGUUUGCCAACUUAGACCUUUAGUCAAAUUAAAAUUGGACAAAAGCCAGCAUUCUCAGCUAUAAACUGCAUCAACAGCCAUGUUAAUGAUCAUAAUUUUACCUCUCUUAAAGGGCUCAUCGGAUGUCUGAUUGUGUGUAAAAAAGGAACGCUGGAGGAAAAUAGGCCAUGGAAAAGGAAGGACGUCGAUCACGAGUUUUGCUUGCGCUUUGCUUUAACCGACGAAGGACUUUCUUGGUACUUCAAUGAAAAUAAGAACCUUGCGGGGAACGCUUCUACGAUAGACGCUAGUAAGUGCGUCGUUUUCAGUCAAAGUAUAAACCGUACAAUUAUCUAUUGAGUUCGAGAUACCUAAUCCACUAAAAAUUGGGUUCAGUUAAUCUAUCGACUUAGCCAACGCUAAAGGCGAAGCUCCCGUUAAUAAAUUUACAAUUUACUUCAAACAAUAAACUUGUAACCAUUAAAAACAAAUCCACUUGGCGAUCAGUUGAAAACUAGAAACUUGCCUGCGGAGAACUUCAAAUAACCUCGAUGGGUCGACACUUGGGCCUACUGGUCAGCGGAUACUCAGCUUUGACAGCUGUCAAUUGACCUCAACAUAAAUGCACAAUAUCACGUUGCAGGCUCUCGCACUAGCUUGAAAGUGUGACCUUAGACCUUAGUUUCCCUGUGGCCAACACGGAAGGAAGGAUGGGCGGAAGUACGGUCACGCGAAUAAUGGAUCAGAUAACCAAAGUUUCUUAGCCAUGGGGCUAAGUUUGUGCGUGCAGGAUAUUACUGUUUGAGGUCAAUUAUGUGCUAUAGUCAUUACUAAGAGCCUUUACCCAUAUAACACAAAAUGAUCCCGUAGAGUUAUGAAGAAUUCGAAGGUGUGACUAUCAAACAAAUUUCAUCAGGGAACAAUGAUCAUAAGAAUUUGUUUGGUGAUUUUGGUAGGAAUAACAUUAUUACAAGUUGGAAAAGUUGGCCCGACAUUUUCAACCCAUUUCCAUCUUUGCCUUCAAAGAUGGAAAUAGGACAGUUUCAAAGCCUGGAUAUAGUCUUAAAUAACAAAACUGGGCUACUAUUUUUGGAAAUCAUUUGAUGCGAAGACAGGUCAGUUAUUUUUUUUUCAAAAGUGAGGGCAAAUAGCCCUUUAAGUAUCACAAUUUACAGUAUCCAUUCCCAGUGCAAUAAACGUUGCUUUUCUUAAUUUUUCUUGACUCUUUAAGAUGACGCGGGAUUCAAGGAAAGCAACAAAAUGCGCAAUAUCAACGGCUUCAUGUAUGGAAAUUUACCUGGUUUGCGCAUGUGCAAAGGUGAUGACGUUUCGUGGCAUUUCUUGGGUGGUCCUGCGGGGAAGAUGCACAGCGCUUACUUUUAUGGCAACACUCUGAUAAGGAAUGGAAAUAACUAUGACACAGUGGGACUAAUGGAAGGUAUAGUUUUUGUACUUUAUUUGUGCAUAGUUCUUUAUUUCUUGCAUUACUUCAGCUAUUCCCUUUUUAAACCAAAUAGCCUCGUUUCCAGGCAAAUAUACCAUCGAUCAACGUCGUUUCCAAUGAAAUAUACCAUUGAAUCGAUGUUGCAUUGCUUGCAUUAUCCGAAUUUAAUUAACGCUGCCUGGUUAGAAAGAAUUUGCCGGGGGAUUGGGUGCGUGCUAGCUCCAACUCUUUUCUCCCUCUACUUCACAGCUGUACUGGAGACUACGAACGAAGGGCUCAAUAGGGGCGUUUUCAUUCGCAUAAGGACAGAUUGUAAACUGUUCAACCUUGCCUGGCUUCGUGCCCACACGAAAACACUAAAGAUGUGUAUCAGAGAACUGCUUUAUGCUGAUGACUCAGCCCUUGUGGCCAACAACGCAGACCCGGAAGUGGAAAGGAGAAUCCAAUCCGCCACAAGGGCCUAUGAUGCGCUACAAAAGAGACUCUGGAGCUGUAAUGGCAUCAGCACAAAAACCAAAGUGAAGGUUUACUCAGUUGCAGUCAUCCCUUGCCUGCUCUAUUCCAUCGAGUGCACCACUGUUUACCGCAGGCACAUUAUGGCUCUGACAAGUCUCCAGCUUCGCCACCUACGCUGUCCGACAUCCUCAACAUCAAGUAGCAAGACCGUAUCUCAGACGUUGAGGUACUGCGCCGUGCUCACACAGUCAGUGUUGAAGCCCUAAUAAACGUGUCACAGCUUCGCUGGGCAGGACAUGUACGUCAGAUGGCCAAUAGCAGGCUGCCAAAAGCUGUGUUCUACUCGCAACUACGCCAAGGUAAAAGAAGCCAUGAAGGACAAAAAUUGCGUUACAAAGAUUUAUUGAAGCGGCAUAUGAAGGAAACAGGCAUCUCGCGUGAUACCUGGGAGAAGGAUGCAGUCUAGAGAGUCAAAUGGUGAGGACCGUUGAGGAAGGCCACGUCAGCACGUCAGCUGUUGAGGAAGAUCAGCAUCAGCGCCAGAAGGAAUAUCAGCGUGCACAUGUCCGACGACACUAGGCAGCUACCUCCAGCAGUUUCCAAUGCAACAAUUGUCAGCGUUACUGCAGAUCCCGAGGGGGUCUGACUGCCCACGCGAGAACCUGUUUAAGAUAGGCCUCAACUCAAUUACAAGACAGUCAUCUUAGGUAACGAGGGACAGCCAUUUUCUUCCCUGGCAUUUCAAGAAAUUUUAAAAGCGGCUUAAACGUUCAUUGUGUCAUGACAAGUUAAUUGUUAGUUGUAGCAUUUACUUUUUGUUUUUUACAUUAACUUACCAAGAAUUUAAUUUUAUUUAUAACAGGUUCCUUAGCAACAAUGCACAUGACCCCCGAUAACCCUGGAGAGUGGAAAUUAGCUGAUCGGACUAAUAGUAACUUAGAAGGAGGAACAACUGCCAAGUACACGGUAUUGAAGGAUUGUGGGAAUGCUUCUUCUGACCAACCAAUGAGUGGGCGGAAGAGAUGGUAUUACAUUGCAGCCGUGGAAGAAACGUGGAACUACGCGCCAACUGGAAAGGAUUUAAUCGAAGGGGUCGAGCUUAAGGAUAGCCCGUACGUUUUUUUUUUAGCAAGUUUAACUAAUACCAGGCUAAUAAAACUGCGUGUGAGCCGCUAGUUUUAUCAAGUUAAGAAUGAUAUGAAUACAACUUCUUUAGGAAAGACGUGUUUCUCCCAACCACUAAAUGGAAUCUGUGUAAGUAGAUGAUCUCAGCCUGUAUAUUCUACAGAAACAAGCGGAAGAGCAGAUUUGGGGGACUAACUAGAGAGGCCUGAGCUUAAGUAACAGGAGGGCGAAGUUCACUAAAUUGCGUCCUUUAAUUUAUUCUUGCUCGUCAAAAGUGAGAAACCAAAUUUGGCUUAAACAAAGUCUACGUGUGCACAGCUACCUUCGCAGGAUUAAGAUCAACUUUCGCGGCUUACAAGGAGUGGAAAUGAUGAGCAGUAUAAAAGUUUAUUGGUUCAGUUACGCUGUAAUUAAUCAGAAUGAUAUCCUUGAGUACGGGUAUUUCCUUCAAGUUGGCGGCAAAUCUUUGAAUAAAAGCUUGAAAGAAUGAAAUUUCUUCGGAUAUAAAUUUGUUACGAUUGCGUUUUAAUUGAAGGAUAUCGAACUAGGACUAAAAGGUGCUAUGGAAAGCUUUCCUUCCUUUAAUCUGCAAUAGGUAGCUGGUUGAGAAUUGCUUGUUUGAGUCAAAUGACUACACAUAGUUUUAAGUACGGAACCAAGCUUUCCGCGGCGUAGGUCAAAUAACACUGAUCUAUUUGGUGCCAGAUUGUAAAUGUGCCAUGAUUAAGUAAACACUCCGCUUAGCUUUGAAGCUGUAUGACUGGUCGGCUCUACGUAUUAUGCAGUUACACUUUAUUUUAGUAAAUACUUUCCUAUAUAUCUUUCACCAAUGAAAUAAAGACUUGUUAGUUCUUCCAGCCUGUUCCAAAAUUCAUUCCACCCGACUAUAAAAAACGUUUUUCCGCAGACAUGCUGCUCGUUACACACUACCAGGUGAUCGUUUUCUUGGUGGGAUACUCAAGAAGGCAAUUUAUCGGGAAUACACAGAUGCUACGUUCACUCAGCAGAAGCAAAGAAACAAAGAAGAGGAGCAUUUGGGAAUCAUGGGACCAAUGAUCAAAGCUGAAGUGGGUGACACCAUUGAAGUUAUCUUUAAGAACUUGGCGUCCAGAGAAUAUUCCAUUCAUCCUCAUGGACUCUUUUACAGGUAAAACCGAGCGUUCCUAUGAAGGAGUCACAGCAAUUUAAAAUAGGAGGAAUGAAAUCACAGGAACCACACAAUCUGUUUGUGUAACCGAUUGUAAUGUGAUAGAAAACUAAAUCAACCGUUAAUUCGCUUAAUAUGUGCAUGGAUCAAUGCUAAAUAAACGUUUUAUAACCUUACCUACGGCCAGUAUGCCUCAAAAGAGGCAUUUUGAAUGAUUUGCAAGAAUUUGAGUUCGCCGUUUGCUGUUCCUCUUAAUAGCAGGACGAACUCAAAAUCCUUCAAAAUCGCUAAAAAAACUCCUCUUCUGAGGCAAAAAGGCGACAAUAAUCCCACACCAAACACUACCUUAAGUUUGUUUAAUCUGCAGAUAAUCGUUAAAUACUGAUUGUUGCGAGAGAAAUUUGUUACUUUUCCACUCCUUAACAAAUCAAACAAUUGCAACUGGGUAAUGGAGGACGUAUUUGUUACGGAGGACGAGCAAGUUUUGACUGUUCAAAGAGAAAAGAGAGAGGCGGGGGACCGACCGCUUAAAAAAAGAAAGGGCUAGGCUUAAACAUUGGAGGGCAAUUAUUAAAGAAAUUUCUGCAUUUUUUGUUUCAAUUCUUUAGCAAACAAGACGAAGGGUCUCCUUAUAAGGAUAACACCACUGGCGCUGAUUUAGUUGACAACGCAAUUGCUCCAGGAAAGAUUCACAACUACGUCUGGGAAGUACCUACAAGGGCUGGGCCUGGACCUAAUGACACUGAUUGUUUGACAUGGGGGUACUAUUCAGAUGUUAACCCAGUUAAAGACACCAACACUGGACUGGUAGGCGCGCUGGUCAUUUGCAGAAAGGUAACUCUUAUUAGCAGGUAUUAGCUGAGGCUGACCACCUCGUCGACCUGCAUAGUUUUUCAUAUCAUAUAAAUCUUAUGCAUUUAAAAUAUUUCCAACUUCAAAGCAUGCUCGCCUCUAUGUAAAGUUAAUAAGUUCUCGAACAUUUGCCUGUCAUGUUCCGAGUGGUAUUUGUAUGUAUUCUUGCUAUGUUUUGAGGCACUUUUUUGGCUAUUCAAUUUCAUAGGAAUCUUCUUCCAUUUUCUCUAAAUCACCAAAACAGCUCACGCGACCGGGCUAUGUCGCUUUUUCUAUCGAUUAUCAUUACAGUUGAUGUCACAGUAUUGCCAAAUUGGCACAUUUCUUCCAAAGCCAGUCAUGAAGUAUUGGGGCAUUUAAGACGGCUAGAUGGGGUCUUUCAGGGUCAAUACCUACCAAUAGACCUUUUUACCGAUACGGCGGCCAUAUUGGAUUUAUUAGAUUUAAGGAGUAUAACGGUAUGCCCAGGGGGCACUCGCUUAGUAUUUACGCUCGCUUUUCGGGCAAAAAGAGAAUUUCAUUGUAUAUUUCUCGGGAAAAAGGUGAUCAUUAUUACAUCUAAACACGGCACGACGAUCUUUUUUCCCAUUACAAUCUUUUUAUUGGAAAACUUAAAGAAAAUUGGCCCGAAAAGAGCGCUUAAUUAUACUGAGCGAGUAUAUCGGAUCCUGCUCAUGCCCGAAGCAAAAACCUCGCAGAUUACUUUUGACGUGUGUUUGAUUGGCCAGGGAGGUUAAAACUAAAAAUAACCUUUUUUUUUCAAGGGAACUCUAGACGAUCAUGGAAAAGUGAAGGGUGUUGACAGGGAGUUUGCAACAUUGUUUACCGUAUUUGAUGAGAGCCGCAACUGGUACGUGGGAGAAAACGUUGAAAAUUAUCUCACGGACAAGAAUCCACCUCCGCUUAACCAACUUGUUAGCAUCUUUGACUUCUGGGAGAGCAACUUGAAGGCUGCCAUUAAUGGCUAUGUGUUUGGAAAUGUCCCGGGUUUUACCAUGUACAAAGGCGAGAAAGUUGUGUGGUAUCUCCUACAAGUUGGUGGUAUGACAGAAAUGCACACGGUUCAUUUCCACGGCCAAAGUAUCUUAUAUGUAAGUACAUGGUCUUAGCCGAUCAGAUGGCUGCGGGUCUCAGUAUUUUACAAUUCUUUUAUUAAGUACAAAAUGAUUGGUGACGACUUGAAAAUCGGAAAUUCCAUAAGCAGCCUUUUUCCUAAACAUUUUUUGACAGUGGCGCACAAAGUUUGGACGAAUUUGCCUUUUUUGGAAGUUUUUAAUUCCGCCACGCACUCUGCGCUCUGGUAAAUUUGUUACCAUAAGACUCUCUGUAACACUCUGGUAGGAGGUAAGUAUACAGUUUAAUAGUUUUGAUACAUCGACAACAAUUUUCCAUGGUCUGUACUCUUAACGACCACCUCCACCUGUUCAAAACUCAAGUGUGGAACCACGAACCGGGGGCCGAGUGAUUUCACUUCAAAGUUUUGAUCAUUUUGACGUCGUUUCUAUUGUUGCCGAUUUAUUUUUUUUACAAUAACAUUGAAAGUUUCGACGUCCAUUUCCGUUGAAGUUUCUCAAAAAAUUAAGCGCACGAAAAAGCGAAAAACAAACUGCGCCACCAUCACAUCACUUCCAUGGUCUGUACUUAUCGAGCUAUUCAGCUAGCAAGAAAUCACUCAGUUAUUGUAAAACUAAGUAAACUGCCUUUGGCUAUCCUAGGGGUCAAUUAUUAUUUUCCCAGUUUCCAUGGCUACCAGAUGCAGUCACCUGCACAAAAAUUCCAAAAGGGGUCUAAACCAUCGCCUUGUAAAAUGGCAUGCUGAAGUAAUUCAAUCUGCUCUCCAGGAUGAGUGCAUUCCUAAAUGAUGCACGAUUUGCCGUUUUUUAAUCAUCCUCUUGCGUCAUCUUCCAACAAAAUAGUGCUAUAAACUGAAAUAAUCGCUCACAGAUCUCUUUCCCAUUAAAAAUCUUUUAAGAGAGUAUCAACCAUCACUAAGUUAUGCACCUUUAAUUAACGUAAGUCGCUACAUUUGGAUUCGUUGCCACACAUCUUUUCAUUGGUGUGAUUGGACAUUUUGUAAUGAUCUUGCGUCAUCUAUAACUUCUAAGUCGUCGGCAAUUGUGUGCGGACUAUUGACUCAUAUUCUACAACACUUUUCAGAAAUCGCAGACCUAUCAUCGUAACGAUGUCUACGAUUUGCUGCCAGAAUCCUUUGCGACCGUUGAGAUGAUACCUGAUGCAGUUGGAACCUGGAUGCUUCACUGUCACGUGGACGUUCACUUGGAUGGUGGGAUGAAAACUCUGUUCACAGUUUUGGCUCCAACAAGU
This is a messenger RNA of Porites evermanni, 13193 nucleotides long. The record is from the annotation of a GenBank genome assembly. NCBI's taxonomy places the organism in Eukaryota, Metazoa, Cnidaria, Anthozoa, Scleractinia, Poritidae.